AUGCAUGCCCUUGGCUUCCUGAGGAGGAAACGGACGAGGGAGGGCAAUCAGGGCCCUUCGUCGACAAGCAACCCGACGAGCCCCGUAACCCCGACAUCGAGCAGCGGCUUCGACCUGUCCACUGCCUCGCGCGGCUCCCGCUCCAGCGCCACGUCGCACUCUACAACCCACCGCUCCUCCGCGCCUGCUACUGAACCAUACAGGCCGUCCGAAGCGGCGGCUGAGCAGCAGCGACAACCAAUGAAUACUCUACCGGUCCAGCAGCCCUACCCCCUGGGACAACACACCCCGUCUCCCGGAUCGGAUCCGCAGCACGUACCGCACGUCUCGAAUCUCAUCAACCCGCCGCAACACGGCGGGGCAGCCGGGUAUCAGCCGCAACAAGGGAACCAGUAUGCUCACUAUCCAAUAAAUAAUGGAGGGGCGGCGUCAAGCCAGCCGACGACAGUGCCCCAGCAGCAGCACCAGCAGGAGCAGCACCAGCAGCAGACCCAAGCCCAGACACAAUCGACAGCAGGAUCGGGUGAGGCGCGGGUGACGAAGGGUAGGUACUCGUUGGCCGACUUUGAGCUCCUGCGGACUCUGGGAACGGGUAGCUUUGGCCGGGUGCACCUGGUGCAGUCGCAGCACAACCACCGGUACUACGCUAUUAAGGUGCUUAAGAAGGCGCAGGUGGUCAGGAUGAAGCAGGUCGAGCACACCAACGACGAGAGAAGGAUGUUGGCCGAGGUCAAGCACCCGUUUCUGAUCACGCUGUGGGGCACCUUCCAGGAUGCUAAGAACCUGUACAUGGUGAUGGAUUUUGUCGAGGGCGGCGAGCUCUUCUCGCUGUUGAGGAGAUCGGGGCGCUUUCCCAACCCGGUCGCCAAAUUCUACGCUGCCGAGGUCACUUUGGCACUCGAAUACUUGCACGCGCGAAACAUUAUUUAUCGAGACUUGAAACCAGAAAAUCUGCUGCUCGACCGGCACGGCCACCUCAAGAUUACAGACUUUGGCUUCGCCAAGCGCGUGCCAGACAAGACUUGGACGCUUUGCGGCACGCCGGACUACUUAGCGCCCGAGGUUGUCUCCAACAAAGGAUACAACAAGUCCGUGGACUGGUGGUCCCUAGGAAUCCUCAUCUACGAGAUGCUCUGCGGCUACACGCCCUUCUGGGACAGCGGCUCGCCCAUGAAGAUUUAUGAGAACAUCCUGCGCGGCAAGGUCAAGUACCCGGCCUACAUCAACCCGGACGCGCAGAACCUGCUCGAACGGCUCAUCACGGCCGACCUGACCAAGCGGCUGGGCAACCUGUACGGGGGGCCGCAGGACGUCAAGAACCAUCCCUGGUUUGCCGAGGUGACGUGGGACCGGCUGGCGCGGAAGGAUAUCGACGCACCGUACUCGCCGCCCGUGAAGGCGGGCAUGGGGGAUGCGAGCCAGUUUGAUCGGUACCCGGAGGAAACUGAACAAUAUGGUCAGGGGGGACAUGAUGAGUAG
Parathielavia appendiculata is the source of this 1479-nucleotide messenger RNA. Its product is annotated as Pkinase-domain-containing protein. Gene Ontology annotation, cellular component: nucleus. The coding region runs from base 1 to 1479 and encodes 492 amino acids. Gene Ontology annotation, molecular function: protein serine/threonine kinase activity; ATP binding. The transcript is spliced from 3 exons. The record is from RefSeq and is a predicted model, not a curated record. NCBI's taxonomy places the organism in Eukaryota, Fungi, Ascomycota, Sordariomycetes, Sordariales, Chaetomiaceae. Gene Ontology annotation, biological process: protein phosphorylation.